AUGAGCAUCCUCCAGGGCUCUGGCUACGAGCUCAUCGUCAACCCUCAAGACUCCGAGCCAAGCAGAGAAUGGGUGUUGCACCAGAUCGCCGACCCCCAGGUAGGCGCGGCUUGUAUCAUGCACAGUCAGCCUAGCGACAAAGUAGACCAGGAAUUCAUCGAUGCAUGCAACGAGAAUUUGAAGUGUGUUUCCACAUUCAGUGUCGGAUAUGGUGAGUCUGCUACCCCGCUCAACAUCGCUGACACGCCAGACCACAUCAACGUGAAAGCUGCUCAUGCCCGAGGGAUCAAAAUUGGACACACCCCAGGUGUAUUGAACGAUGCUGGUCGGCUAUGGAAUCAACCUCGUGAAGCGUGGAGAGGUGAGUCCGUUGAAACUUACAAAGCUAACCCUCAGUGGCCCCAAAUCCCAUGGGCUCCGUUCGUCCUCUGUGGCCAUUCUCUUGGCCACCCUGGUCUCAAGAUCGGAUUCCUUGGGUUUGGUAGGAUACCCCAAGCGGCCGUCGACAGGCUAUUGGCUUUUACCAACAAGACCGAACCGCCAACCAUCAUCUACACCUCCUCGCGAGAAAGAGAGAACCAAGCUACCAUCGACGCCAACUUCACAAAGAGGUGGGGUGUCGAUAUCAAGCGAGUCGAGAAGGACAUACUUGCGUCCCAGGCGGACGUCCUCAUCGUCUUGUGCGACCUCAACCCGUCCACCAAAGACAUCGUGAACAAAGACUUCCUGGCCAAGAUGAAACCCACCUCAAUCCUGGUCAACGUUGCGAGGAUAGGUAUCGUUCUUCCACACCUUGGCUCCGGCGAUUUCGACACGAGAAACAAAAUGGCAGAGCUUUGUGUGCGAAACGCAAUCCAAAGUAUGAAGGGCGAGCCAUUGCUUGCCGAGGUAAAAGGUUAA
Kwoniella mangroviensis CBS 8507 is the source of this 900-nucleotide messenger RNA. RefSeq lists its product as uncharacterized. The record is from RefSeq and is a predicted model, not a curated record. Bases 1 to 900 code for a protein of 299 amino acids. The transcript has 3 exons. Gene Ontology annotation, cellular component: cytosol. Gene Ontology annotation, molecular function: hydroxypyruvate reductase [NAD(P)H] activity; glyoxylate reductase (NADPH) activity; NAD binding. NCBI's taxonomy places the organism in Eukaryota, Fungi, Basidiomycota, Tremellomycetes, Tremellales, Cryptococcaceae.